AUGCGUUUCGGAAAGACCCUGAAAGCUUCUAUAUAUCCUCCAUGGGAAGGGAAAUACAUCGACUAUGCAAAGCUCAAGAGCCUUCUGCGCGAGCGUGAUCUCGCGGGCGACGACAGCGACUCUGAAACCCAGCCAUGGACCGAAAUAGAUGAGGAAUCAUUCGUGCAGGAGCUGAUCAAUGUCCAAUUGGACAAGGUCAAUGCCUUCCAAUCUGAGACAUCCCAGCAGUUGCGCGAGCGCACCAAUGCUUGCGAAGCGAAGCUGAUGCCUCUUGCCAAGAGGCCUGUUGACGAUGGCACAGAGCAUGAUGCAAGUGAAGACAAAAAGUGGAAGCAGAUUGCCGAGGAGGUGGUUGUGGAACUCGACAACAUCACCAAGGAGGUCAGCGAGCUAGAGAAAUACAGCCGCAUCAACUUCUCCGGUUUUCUCAAGGCGGCUAAGAAACACGACCGUAAGCGUGGUGCGCGCUACCGAAUCCGGCCACUGCUUCAAGUGCGGCUUUCUGAGCUGUCGUUCAAUUCUGAGGAUUACUCCCCUCUUUUGCAUCGGUUGUCCGCGAUGUACACUUUCACCCGCCAGCUGCUUGGCAUUGGACUUCCUGACGACCAAGAAGCCGGUGCGGAGACACGACCGAUCCACGAUGCUUACGUAUCUUACAAAUUCUGGGUGCACACGGACAAUGUUGUCGAGGUCAAAACGCACAUUCUGCGUCGACUGCCUGUUCUGCUGUAUAACCCAACGACAUCUAAAGAGUUGGAUGUCUCACAGCGGGAUCCAACGAUAACAUCGUUAUAUUUCGAUAACUCAUCAUUUGAUCUAUACAACCAAAAGGUCACGCGUGCGUCAGAAGCUGAGUCUCUGCGACUUCGUUGGUCGGGAGACCUGAACGAGUCUCCAGCCAUAUUCCUGGAAAAGAAAACAGCGUUGGAGGACAAUUGCAGCCGUGAAACACGAGUACAGCUCAAGGCGAAGCACGUCCAGGAAUUCCUCCGGGGCGAGUAUAAGUUCGAGAAAAAGGUUACUCGGUUGGAAGGUAGAGCACAGGGAGGAUCGCAGGCAGCAGAAGCACUGAAAACGGAGGUAGAAGAGCUGCAGACGUUUAUCAAAGAAAAAGAUCUGCAGCCCAUGCUUCGGGCAAAUUAUACCAGAACUGCGUUCCAAAUUCCUGGAGAUGAUCGCAUUCGUAUUUCGCUUGACACCAACCUUGCCCUGAUCCGAGAGGACGCUUUGGACCCAGAGCGGCCUUGUCGUGAUCCGGAAGACUGGCACCGGAGGGACAUUGACGAAUUGGCCAUGGAAUAUCCUUUCAGCUCCAUCCACAAGGGCGAGAUUGUGCGGUUCCCUCAUGCUUUGCUGGAGAUCAAGUUGCGCAAUAGCGCUCGUAAUGUUGAGUGGUUGAAUGAUCUCAUGGUCUCGCAUCUCGUCAAAGAGGCACCGCGAUUCUCCAAAUUCGUGCAUGGAGUGGCGCAGUUGUUUGAGGACAAUAUCAACACGCUCCCCUUCUGGCUUGGAGAAUUAGAGAACGACAUCCGGCAAGACCCGCAGACGGCGUUCCAGCACGAACAGGAGCGACUGGCUCAGCGUGCCGAGGAGGACUUGGUUGUGGGAAGCUUUUUGGGUUCGAAAUCUAGCCCUCUGCAGUCGAUGAUGGGCGCCGGAAGGGGAUCCCCGGGACGCUCAUCGAUGUUGACUGGCACUUCACCUGUCAUUGAGCGCACGCCAAGACCGAGUGUUACUAGAGAAAGCAUUCAGGCAAUGAAACCAUCUCCAGCGGCUGAUGCGAUCACAUCUCAACCUGCUGCUGAGCGUGGGCCCGAAGCCGAGACUAGAGACGAAGGAGCAACAAGCUCAUCUUAUCUGGAGAACCUGUUCCCGUCAUUCUCCAAGUCUCGAUAUGCACAGGCACAUCGCGGCACUGCUGCUCUGCCGCCCGGCGUUUCAGCGCCCGAGGUUUGGAUUAAGGACACCGGGCCAGUGCGUGUUGAGUCCAAGGUAUGGCUCGCCAACCAACGCACCUUCAUCAAGUGGCAACAUGUCAGCAUCCUACUAGCAUCGUUAUCACUAGCGUUAUACAACGCGGCAGACAUCAACAACACCGUCGCGCAGGCACUGGCUAUUAUCUACACGGCUUUUGCGGUUUUCGCGUCUAUCUGGGGGUGGUACAUGUACGAGAAGCGAGCGCGACUGAUCCGGGAGCGCAGCGGCAAAGAUCUGGACAACUUGUUCGGGCCGCUUGUUGUUUGUUUUGGGCUUGCGGCUGCGCUUGUGCUGAACUUUGGGUUCAAGUACCGAGCGGCGUUGAACGAGGCGCGUGGAAACGGGGUUUCUGAUAUCCUGGCCAACACAACGGCCACGAUAGGGAUCAAGCUGAACCGAGUACAUACCCAGCUGGUCAGACGGAUCAGUGAUCAAUCGAUGCUCCACGAGGAGGUCUCUCGGCCCGUCACCGAGGCCUUGAUAUGGACCUUUGUGGCCGUCAGCAGCCUGUUCAUGGCCGCCAGACUGUACACGCGGCUGCGCAUCGUGCACAAGAUCGGACUGGAUGAUUAUAUCACGGGUGUAUCCCUGAUAUGCGCCUACCUCUUCGCCGCCCUCGUGUCGACAUCGAUCUACUGGGGCAUGGGUGCGCACGCCGACACACUCAACACCCAACAAACCGAAAGAGCACUCCUCUACAGCACCGCGUCCUUCGCGCCGGGCAUCCUAUCAUUCACAGUCCCGAAACUGGGCGUGACAGCGCUGCUGAUCCGCAUCUUGAACCCUUCUCCGCGCACGGCGCUGGGGCUAUGGAUCUUUGUGGGUGCCGUUGUGCUGCUCAAUUUUGGCUGUGUGAUUAUAUUGUUUGCGCAGUGUGCGCCGACUAGGGCGCUGUGGGUGCCGGCGCUGCGUGAACAGGUUGGCACGCGGUGUUGGAGUGCGGACGUAUUGGCCGAUUAUUCGAUUGUGACAGGGGCGCUCUCUGCACUGGUCGAUCUCUUCCUGGCUGUGUAUCCGGCUACGGUGCUGUGGAAGUUGCAGAUGAACCGGAAGAAGAAGAUAGGCCUGAGCAUGAUCCUGGGCAUGGGCGUGUUUGCAUGCGCAAUCUCAAUCUACAAGACAACCCGCCUUACCGGUCUGGACUCCGGGCCUGAUUCUACAUAUAACUCCUUCAGCGUCUUCCUCUGGACAAGCAUCGAAGGAAACACAAUCAUAAUAGCCGCCUGCAUACCCACCAUUGCACCCCUUCUCGAAUCCAUCUUUGGCCGCCGCGUCUUCUACAACGCCUCCUCAGAGCCGUCCUACGUCAUGCCAACAUACUGCGAGGUAUGCAACAACUUUGUCUGCAGACGGGGCCAAAACACAGCUAGCCACUCCACUUCCAAGAACCACAGCAACUCCAAUCCCAAAAGGCAAAGGAAACAGCAACAACAACAAUUCAAAUCCCCAACACACUCCACCUCAAUUACCAUAGCGCGCAAUAAAGAGCAGCACUGCCAGGAAGGCGGUUCAUCGACGCUGAUUAUCAGCGCCACUACCUCCCGCCAUAGUCAUAGCCACGGCCAUACACAUAACGCCCACAAAAAGAAUAAAACCUACAACAUGAGCAGAUCAGACCUCGAGAGUCAGACCAGCAUCCUCGAAUCCGACGAUGAGUUUGAGCUUGAGCAUGGACAUGGACAUGAGCAUGAUGAUAACAGCAUACCCAUGGACCAUAUUGCGCGCCGCGACGAGUUCACGCUUGCAUAUGAAAGAUUUGAAAGACGAGAGAGUAUGUCUGGUUCUGAGGGGACGAAAAAGAAGAAGAGGAGGUCAAGUGCGGUUUUGCAGGCGUGGAGGGGUUUCACAAAUCACAAUCAGGUAUACGGUCAUAAUGAUGGGUCUAGAUCUGGAUCCUGA
This is a messenger RNA of Talaromyces atroroseus, 3876 nucleotides long. RefSeq lists its product as hypothetical. The transcript is spliced from 9 exons. The record is from RefSeq and is a predicted model, not a curated record. Lineage: Eukaryota; Fungi; Ascomycota; Eurotiomycetes; Eurotiales; Trichocomaceae. Gene Ontology annotation, cellular component: vacuolar transporter chaperone complex; fungal-type vacuole membrane. The coding region runs from base 1 to 3876 and encodes 1291 amino acids.